Molecule: messenger RNA, 501 nt
Organism: Mycotypha africana
Lineage: Eukaryota; Fungi; Mucoromycota; Mucoromycetes; Mucorales; Mycotyphaceae
Exons: 1
Coding region: 1-501 (166 amino acids)
Source: RefSeq, a predicted model, not a curated record
AUGGCUGGGAAUAUCUUGCGUAUAUUGGUCUUAGCACCCAAAGAAAAACGGAAAGGCUCACGAAUUUCCAAGCCAAUUACCAUUCAUCCACAUACAAAUCCUCUUUUGUGCCCGGUUGAAGCCUUUGCCGCUUAUCGUCAACGGUUCGCUUCAAGCCCUUGUAUGGUUCCACACCCGGCGUUCCCACAUAUCAAGAUCAAUGCUCUCUUUCGAUCCUUACAAGAUCACAAUGCUGCUAUCGGUGUAGAACGUAUAUCCAAGCAUAUCAGAACUAUCAUGGAGCAUGUAGGUCGUGCGCCUGAAGCACCUUUGCCAAAGGCACGCGCAUUAGGGGCAACACUUGCAGCUCAGGCAGGCGUCGCCGUAGACGACACCGUGGUGCAUGGAAACUGGUCCAGUAAGGUUCUCUUCGAAGAAUCUGCCGUAUCUCAGUCACUACCAACAAUAAUUUUACGGCUAGUACUCUGGAUUCUCAACAAAGAUCCUGAGCUCGAAGUAUAA